AUGUUUCGCAUCCCACAACCCAAAAAUGAGAUGAUAGAGGGCCAGGAUGACACAAGACUGGUGGUCUUACAUGGCAUCUCCAAGGAUGAAUUUGAAUGCCUGUUGAAAGCUCUAUUAUGCAGACAGCGUGGGCAAAAUAAGAGCCUAGUACUUCACUUUACCAGCCAAUGGAUAUCUGUCCUCAAGUUAUCCACGAUGUGGGAAUGUACAAGCCUCCGUGCGGCAGCCAUAUCUUGGUUGGAUAGUAACAGCUGGCUACUUCCUUCUCUUCUCGCACUGGCCCAAAGACACAAUCCAAUUAGUGUAGAGGAAGGUAGGCAUCUGGGUAUUGAAACGGCACUGAAGUUGGCAUCGGUGCGGGAGGGGCUUCGGCUGGAGAGACUGGACCCCACAGCUACACGACUGGACUUCACACCCAUGAUACAGAAGGUUUUCGAACUAUAAGUGUAGGACUUCAGUACAUAUGUCAUAUAAUAGAUUUGAAUGAUAAACAAGGUGAUUAUGG
Pisolithus orientalis is the source of this 505-nucleotide messenger RNA. RefSeq lists its product as uncharacterized. The coding region runs from base 1 to 444 and encodes 147 amino acids. NCBI's taxonomy places the organism in Eukaryota, Fungi, Basidiomycota, Agaricomycetes, Boletales, Pisolithaceae. The transcript has 4 exons. The record is from RefSeq and is a predicted model, not a curated record.